Molecule: messenger RNA, 657 nt
Organism: Aspergillus fijiensis CBS 313.89
Lineage: Eukaryota; Fungi; Ascomycota; Eurotiomycetes; Eurotiales; Aspergillaceae
Exons: 2
Coding region: 237-620 (127 amino acids)
Source: RefSeq, a predicted model, not a curated record
CAAUCGGGUGUGCCUGACCCACCCCUGAAGCCUUGAAGCCUGGAAGCCUGUUUGUUGAGGCUAGAAGUUCUUUCCUCUUUUCUCUCCUGAAACCCAAGACCACCACCGACCGACCGCCCGCUCUGUCUCCUCCCUUCGCCAUACUCAAAUCCCCAUCAUUCUCUCACCUCCAACAAUCCACCCAUUCGAUCACUGACCGAUUUUCUUCUGCUCAUCUUCAUCCUCAUCAUCCAAACAUGCAGCUCAAAUCUCUCCUUGUCGCCCUGGCCCUCAGCCUUUCCAUUCAAGCCUACGAGAUCAAGGGAUACACCGAGAAGGACUGCAAAGGCGACGCCGAUGGCUCCUCCACCGAUGGUACUAACCUAGAAGAGUGCGGCACUCUCGCCAGCUCCAAGUGGAAGUCGAUCAAGGCCACUCCGGGUGACCUGGUGUUGACUGCCUACAAGUCCGCCAAGUGUGCCGGUGAAGGAUACGCCCUGCAGCCCGGCAAGUGCGUCAACGGCGAGUUCACAUCCUACGAGGCCCAAUGGAUCUCCACCAUGCGCAAGCGUAACACCACCGAGAUCAUCGGCGAUUGGGAAGUCGAGGACGAGGAGGCCGAGCCCAACACCUCCCUAUAAACAGGGACAACAUAUGAAUACGCAAUUGAAGUCAUCA